Molecule: messenger RNA, 963 nt
Organism: Cynocephalus volans (Philippine flying lemur)
Lineage: Eukaryota; Metazoa; Chordata; Mammalia; Dermoptera; Cynocephalidae
Gene: ACY3
Product: aminoacylase 3
Cellular component (GO): cytosol
Molecular function (GO): hydrolase activity, acting on ester bonds; aminoacylase activity
Source: RefSeq, a predicted model, not a curated record
AUGUGCUCGCUGCCUGUGCCCCGGGAGCCCCUGCGCCGCGUUGCCGUGACCGGGGGCACCCAUGGGAAUGGAGCCAAUGAGAUGUCUGGCGUCUACCUGGCCCGUCACUGGCUGCGGGCCCCGGGAGAGCUGCAGAGACUCAGCUUCUCCGCCGUGCCUGUGCUGGCCAACCCGGCGGCCACAGCCACCUGCCGGUGCUACACAGGCCGCGACCUCAACCAUUUCACCAGCCCCUUCCUCAUAACUAGGCCCACCCCCGGUGACCCAUUCGAGGUGACAACAACCCGAGAGCUGAAUCAGCUGCUGGGGCCCAAAGCCUCGCGCCGGGCCUUUGACCUGCACAACACCACAGCCAACACGGGCACCUGUCUCAUCACGGAAGCCAUCCACAGCGUCUUUGCCAUGCACCUGUGCCACCACCUACAGGGGGCCCAACUGCAGAGCCCCGAGCUUCCCUGCCGGGUCUUCCUGCACCAGCAGUCCUGGAAGGAGUGCUACACGGUGGCCUCGGGGGCCAAGAACGGCGCGGCCCUGGAGCUGGGCACUCAGCCUCAGGGCGUGCUGCGAGCCGACCUUUCCUCCCGGAUGAGGGCCCUGGUGGCCGCAGCUCUGGACUUCAUCGAGCUCUUCAUCCCGGGCACGGCCUUUCCUGCCUUUGAGGUGGAAGCCCACAGAAACAUCCGUGUCGUGGACUUCCCACGGCCCGAGGACGGGGACCUGCCAGGCACUGUGCAUCCUCAGCUGCAGGACCGAGACUUCGAGCCACUGCAGCCUGAGGCUCCCAUCUUCCAGAUGUUCAGCGGUGAAGGCGUGCUCUACAAGGGGGAGUCCAUCAUGUACCCUGUGUUCAUUAAUGAGGCUGCCUAUUACGAGAAGGGCAUUGCCUUUCUCCAGACUGAGAAGCUCACAUUCUCUGUGCCUGCCUUGCCCACGCUGCCCCCUGCCCUCACCGCAGUUCCCUAA